AGGUGCAGCGACUGCAUAAUGCUGGGGUUUAGGCGCAUCAGCACCAGGCCGCAUGCUGCUGGCUUGUGGAGCAGCUCACUUCCUCACUCCUCUGGUCUCUUCCUCUCCUCGAGCCCUCGCGCUGCUCAUUGUGCUGUGCGAUGCUCCUCGACCCCUGCCUCCGUGCUCUUUGCUCCAAGGCGAACGCUCUCAACCGCCGCACAGGAGGACGAGCCUCUCAUCCUGGAACGCAGAACCUUGAAGAACGGAUCCUACGCCACUGUCGUUACACUCUCUCGCCCAGAUAAGCUCAAUGCUCUGGACCUCAACAUGUUUCGUGCAAUCGCCAAGGCCGCCGAAGAUGUAGCAAAAGAUAGAGAAACGCGAGUCGUGGUAUUGAGAGGUGCUGGUCGGGCAUUUUGCUCUGGUUUGGACGUCAAGUCUAUCAUCACAAAUCCUCUAAAGUCUGUAGAAUCCAUCCGAAAGCUAAUGCAGCGCCCUGAAGGCAAACUGUCCAACCUGGCACAAGAUGUUGGAUACUUAUGGAGACAAGUUCCUGCACCUGUCAUUGCUGUAACUCAUGGAGUAUGUUUCGGGGGCGGGUUCCAGAUAGCUCUUGGAGCUGAUUUCAGAUUUUCUGACAAGAGCUGCAAAUUCAGCAUCAUGGAGGGAAAAUGGGGGUUGGUGCCUGACAUGUCAGCCACAAUCACCUUGAGAGAGCUGGUGCCCAUUGAUGUGGCAAAGGAACUCACGAUGACAGCAAGGAUUUUUGACGCACAAGAGGCAAAGUCUUUGGGUUUGGUUACCAAGCUCUGUGAUGAUCCAUUCGAGGAAGCAAUGGCCUUCUGCGAAACUCUUUCGAAUCAAUCGCCAGAUGCUGUGGCAGGUGCCAAACAACUCUUCAACAGGACAUACGUGGAUACGAGCGAGGAGGAGGCGUUGAAAAUUGAGUCGGAGCUUCAGCAUGAACUUCUACGAGGAUGGAACGUCUUGUCAUCAGUGGCCAAGGAGUUGGUCUUCCAAGCGUUGUGACUCCUGGUCAUUCUAAACGAUCAGACUUUUGG
Molecule: messenger RNA, 1043 nt
Organism: Guillardia theta CCMP2712
Lineage: Eukaryota; Cryptophyceae; Pyrenomonadales; Geminigeraceae
Product: enoyl-CoA hydratase
Exons: 11
Coding region: 19-1011 (330 amino acids)
Molecular function (GO): isomerase activity
Source: RefSeq, a predicted model, not a curated record